AUGGCACAGCAGAGAGGCAAGAAGUCUGCACACAAAGCGGAAAAAAUCAAUUUCUUUGGACACAAGUCGCACCAGGAACCGGAGGAGGCUCGGGCCUGGUCGCAAGAUGGCGGCUCCGCUACUGACAGCCCUGAGAACACAGCAGCAUUGCAGGAAAGUGAUCCUGACAUACUCACCAAGAGCUAUUUACAACAAGCUCUGGACACCCUGUCAAGCAAGCUAAUUACAUCGUGGCAACAUACAGCGGAUUCGCUGAGGAAGGACAUGCAAGAAUUAGGCAAGCACACCUCCCACAUGGAGAACAAGAUGGCAGAAUUUGCUACAGCACACAAUGACAUAGCUUCCCAUGUGGAACAACUGGAACAAAAAUUACUGGCGGCGGAAAAUAAAAUAACUGACCUAGAGGAUCGCGCACGCAGGAAUAACCUGCGCAUUAGAGGGAUCCCAGAGGAUGUUGUGCCGGAGAACCUGCAGGCAUAUGUCAGAGGCGUGUUUAACGCUUAUGCUCCAGACAUACCAACCGACAUGUUACUCGUGGACCGAAUACACCGUCUGCCUAGACCACGGUUCCUACCAGAAACUGCACCGCGGGAUGUACUACUGCGAAUGCAUUAUUAUCAUAUCAAAGAGCUUAUACUCAAGUCAAGCAGAAAUAAAGCGACACCACUAGAAGGUUACCCAAAUCUGCUGAUUUUUGCAGACCUAUCGGCGUCUACUCUCCGCAGAAGGAAAGAGUUCGCUCAGGUCGCCAACUCCAUGAGGGCUCAUGGCCUCAGAUUCCGAUGGGGGUUCCCUACCAAAAUGUUAGUGACGAAAGAUAACACCACCCAGGUUAUCACAUCACCUGAAGAUGGACUCCGUAAACUACAAUCCUGGGGAUUUAUGCACCAAAGACCGGAGCCUCACACCCCACCUGCCAGGCGCAUCCCACUGGACUGGCACAAAGCAUGA
This is a messenger RNA of Pelobates cultripes (western spadefoot toad), 951 nucleotides long. The record is from the annotation of a GenBank genome assembly. NCBI's taxonomy places the organism in Eukaryota, Metazoa, Chordata, Amphibia, Anura, Pelobatidae.